AUGGUUGACGCCGACGAAUGGGACAAAUGGAAUAAGGUCUACCUCCCCGAGCUUUUCACGUUCCCCGAAGACGCGGAGAAACAAAAGAACACGUGCAAGCCACUUGGGCUGUGGAACAUGUUUCCAACAAGCAGUACGUGUUCAAUUCCUUUUCUUCCUUUUGGGCUUGCUGUUGAUACUGACGCAUCGGACACCGCAGAGAAGAACCGCCUACGCUUCAUCGGGUACGUCUCUCCGGGCGCGACGAUCGAGAACACGGUGAUUUUCGCCAAGGUGAAGGGCCAUCUACACAUGACCCAAGAAUUGCUUCCGCCGGCCCUUAUCGACACUGGUAAGGUGCAUCUCGCGCAGUGUGCGGAGCGGGGGACCGAGGCCAACAAACAGAUUGGCAAAAUGGGUGCUGCGGAUUGGGGUUUUGUGAACUCCCUUCCAGGCUACGGAAUGGGGGAAUAUAAGGGGGAGAAGCGCUAGUUAGGAGGAAUCAGUUGUUAGGGGACGACAGGUGAGGGUACGUGGGGAUCAAAAGGGAGGCUUCAG
Messenger RNA from Macroventuria anomochaeta, 537 nucleotides. RefSeq lists its product as uncharacterized. The coding region runs from base 1 to 471 and encodes 156 amino acids. The transcript has a single exon. The record is from RefSeq and is a predicted model, not a curated record. NCBI's taxonomy places the organism in Eukaryota, Fungi, Ascomycota, Dothideomycetes, Pleosporales, Didymellaceae.